UUGUGCAUUUUAAUGUUUUUUCCUACAGGGACUAGGCGAAAAACCUGUAUAAAACCCCCAUAAUAUCUAACAUAAAACUAGCGACAUUCAAAGGGUUGCAGUUUUGUAAAGACAUUGCAUGCAAGCAAUGGAUAUUUCUCCGAUACAAGCCAUUGAACCAUUGCCUAUGGCCCUUCUUUUCGUUAUCCCUUUCCUAAUCCUUGUAGGCCGCCUCAUCUCUCGGCUUGGAAGAAAACCAUUUCCUCCUGGGCCCAAAGGGUUGCCAAUAAUCGGAAACAUGAUGAUGAUGGACCAGUUAACUCACCGUGGACUUGCCAAGCUUGCUCACAAAUACGGCGGCAUAUUUCACCUCAAGAUGGGGUUUUUGCAUAUGGUUGCUAUUUCUAGUCCUGAAACGGCUCGCCAGGUGCUUCAGGUUCAGGAUAACAUUUUCUCCAACAGACCAGCCACCAUCGCCAUCAGAUAUCUGACAUACGACAGGGCUGAUAUGGCUUUUGCUCAUUACGGACCUUUCUGGAGACAGAUGAGAAAGCUGUGUGUAAUGAAGCUUUUCAGCAGGAAAAGAGCUGAGUCGUGGGAUUCGGUAAGAGAUGAAGUGGAGUCUCUUGUUAAAGCUGUUUCAGCCAAUACUGGGAAGACAGUGAAUGUGGGUGAGUUGAUCUUUAACCUUACCAAGAACAUCAUUUAUAGGGCAGCUUUUGGUUCUAUUUCUCAAGAAGGUCAAGACGAGUUUAUAAAGAUCUUGCAAGAGUUCUCCAAGCUUUUUGGUGCUUUCAAUAUUGCGGAUUUCAUUCCUUGGCUCGGCUGGGUUGAUCCUCAAGGACUCAACACCAGGCUCGAGAACGCUCGAUAUGCAUUAGACAAGUUCAUUGACACCAUCAUCGACGACCACAUCCAGAAGAGGAAGAAAAACAACUGCGGCUCUGACGAAGGAGACACCGACAUGGUUGAUGAUUUACUUGCUUUUUACAGUGAAGAAACGAAAGUAAAUGAAUCAGACGAUCUACAAAAUUCAAUCAAACUUACCAGAGACAACAUUAAAGCCAUUAUUAUGGAUGUGAUGUUCGGUGGCACAGAGACGGUGGCAUCAGCGAUUGAGUGGGCCUUGACAGAACUAAUGAGAAACCCGGAGGAUUUGAAGAGAGUCCAACAGGAGCUGGCUGAGGUGGUGGGCCUCGACCGCUGUGUGGAAGAAUCCGAUUUCGAUAAACUACCCUUCCUAAAGUGCACCCUCAAAGAAACCCUGAGGCUGCACCCGCCAAUUCCACUCUUGCUCCACGAAACUGCGGAGGACGCUGUGGUGGCUGGCUAUCAAAUUCCCGCCAAGUCACGCGUGGUGAUCAACGCCUGGGCCAUUUGCAGAGAUAAGAAUUCAUGGGAAGAUCCUGACAGUUUCAAGCCAUCUAGAUUCUUGAAAGAAGGUGUCCCGGACUUCAAAGGAAGCAACUUCGAGUUCAUCCCAUUCGGGUCGGGUCGGAGAUCGUGUCCGGGUAUGCAACUCGGGUUAUAUGCACUUGAUUUGGCUGUGGCCCAUUUGCUUCACUGUUUUACAUGGGAGUUGCCUGAUGGGAUGAAGCCAAGCGAGCUUGACAUGAGUGACGUGUUUGGACUCACCGCACCUCGGGCAAGUCGACUCUAUGCCGUCCCAAAGCAACGGCUGGUUUGCCCAGUCCUUUAAAGGAAACGAAACGAAACAAAAAAAAAAAACCCUGUUUGAGCACAGCUUAUACCAAUGAGAAAACAGGUGACCAUUGAAGAAGAAGGUGACAAAGCUGACUCUACAAGUGGGAUUUUUUUUUUUCAUACUUGGGGAAAGAGAUUAAAAAAUAUAUAUUUUAUA
Molecule: messenger RNA, 1840 nt
Organism: Durio zibethinus
Lineage: Eukaryota; Viridiplantae; Streptophyta; Magnoliopsida; Malvales; Malvaceae
Product: cytochrome P450 84A1-like
Molecular function (GO): heme binding; oxidoreductase activity, acting on paired donors, with incorporation or reduction of molecular oxygen; monooxygenase activity
Source: RefSeq, a predicted model, not a curated record